Molecule: messenger RNA, 3093 nt
Organism: Gossypium raimondii (Peruvian cotton)
Lineage: Eukaryota; Viridiplantae; Streptophyta; Magnoliopsida; Malvales; Malvaceae
Product: serine/threonine-protein phosphatase BSL1
Exons: 21
Coding region: 18-2654 (878 amino acids)
Biological process (GO): brassinosteroid mediated signaling pathway
Molecular function (GO): phosphoprotein phosphatase activity; protein binding
Source: RefSeq, a predicted model, not a curated record
GGUGGGGUGGGGUAGGGAUGGGCUCGAAACCGUGGCAAUCCCGGGCUCCUACUUAUCGGACUUUGGAGACUUUUUGGGACACCGAUGAAGAUGCGCCUGGUCCCAGAUGUGGUCACACCCUUACCGCCGUCGCUGCCACCAAGACCCAGGGUCCUAGGCUUAUUCUCUUCGGUGGUGCCACCGCCAUUGAGGGUGGCGCUUCCUCUUCUUCUCCCGGAAUCAGAUUGGCUGGUGUAACCAAUUCAGUGCAUUCUUACGAUGUUCUUACCAAAAAGUGGACAAGAAUAAGACCAGCUGGUGACCCGCCUUCUCCCAGGGCUGCACAUGCAGCAACUGUUGUUGGCACCAUGGUCGUAUUUCAGGGUGGGAUAGGUCCAGCUGGGCAUUCUACUGAUGAUCUUUAUGUGCUUGAUCUAACUAAUUAUAAGUUUAAGUGGCAUAGAGUGGUUGUGCAAGGGCAGGGUCCUGGACCACGCUAUGGCCAUGUCAUGGAUUUGGUUUCCCAGAGAUAUCUUAUUACUGUAAGCGGAAAUGAUGGAAAAAGAGUUCUUUCCGAUGCCUGGGCUUUGGAUACUGGCCAGAAACCAUAUAUAUGGCAGAAGCUAAAUACUGAAGGUGAUAGACCUUCUGCUAGGAUGUAUGCAACCGCUAAUGCUCGCUCAGAUGGUAUGUUUUUGCUUUGUGGUGGAAGAGACUCUUCUGGGACGCCUAUGGCAGAUGCAUAUGGACUGCUUAUGCAUAGGAAUGGUCAUUGGGAGUGGACUCUUGCUCCUGGAGCGGCCCCUUCACCAAGGUAUCAGCAUGCUGCGGUUUUCGUUGGUGUGCAAUUGCAUGUUACCGGGGGUGCUCUUAGAGGAGGACGUGCAGUAGAAGGGGAGGCAGCUAUUGCAGUACUGGAUACUGCUGCUGGAGAGUGGUUGGAUAGGAAUGGGCUUGCUAAGGGACAUGUUGAAUAUGAUGCUUCUUUGGAACUUAUGCGUCGUUGUCGCCAUGCAUCUGCAUCUGUUGGUGCUCGAAUAUAUGUUCAUGGUGGUCUUAGAGGAGAUACACUGUUGGAUGAUUUCCUAGUAGCAGAAUAUUCAUCAUUCCAGUCUGACAUUAAUUCUCCUGUAUUAACCCCUGAGAGAGUCUUAAAUUUUUCCAGCCCCAGAUUCAAUAAUGAAUCUAAUUUCACUUCAUUUGAGACAACUUCAGAUGAUGUUCCAGAUUUUCCUUCAGCUGGGGGCAUGAUUAUGGAUGAAUAUUCAAUGGAGAGACUGAAUGAGGCUUCUGCUGCUGAAGCUGAGGCAGCAAACGCUGUAUGGCAAGCUGCACAGGCUGCAUCUGCUGUUUCUUCAGUAGCAUCUGUAUCUGAUGAAAACUCACAUGCUGCCGAAACAGCUUCAGAUGCUAGUGAAAUUGAAGCUGAUGUUCGCCUUCAUUAUAGAGCUGUUGUGGUUGCUAAAGAGGCUGUGGGCAACCUCGGUGGGAUGAUUCGACAACUAUCUUUGGAUCAGUUUGAAAAUGAGAGCAGACGGAUGAUUCCUUCUAGUGAUCUGUCCUAUCCUGCGAAAAAGUUUUAUAGACAAAAGUCUCCUCAAGGCUUACAUAAGAAGGUUAUUUAUACACUGCUUAGGCCCCGUAAUUGGAAAGCUCCAGCUAAUAGGAGGUUUUUCUUGGAUUCUUACGAAGUGGGCGAGCUUUGUUUUGCUGCUGAACAGAUUUUUAUGCAAGAACCCUCAGUCCUUCAGUUGAAAGCUCCUAUAAAAGUCUUUGGUGACCUUCAUGGACAAUUUGGUGAUUUGAUGCGUCUAUUUGAUGAAUAUGGGUUUCCUUCAACUGCAGGAGAUAUUACGUACAUUGAUUAUCUGUUUUUAGGAGACUAUGUUGAUCGAGGACAGCACAGCUUGGAGACAAUAACAUUGCUUCUUGCUCUUAAGAUAGAACAUCCUGAAAAUGUUCACUUGAUUCGCGGAAACCAUGAGGCUUCUGACAUAAAUGCACUCUUUGGUUUCCGUAUCGAAUGCAUCGAGAGAAUGGGGGAGAAUGAUGGUAUAUGGGCAUGGACACGGUUUAAUCAACUAUUCAAUUGUAUUCCACUUGCUGCUCUUAUUGAAAAGAAAAUUAUCUGCAUGCAUGGUGGCAUAGGAAGAUCAAUACAUGCAGUUGAACAGAUAGAGAAACUUGAGCGGCCAAUAACAAUGGAUGCAGGAUCCAUUGUUUUAAUGGACCUAUUAUGGUCUGAUCCAACUGAAAAUGAUAGUGUAGAAGGUUUGAGACCCAAUGCCAGAGGCCCCGGUCUUGUCACUUUUGGGCCUGAUCGUGUGGCGGACUUCUGUAAGAAAAACAGGCUACAACUUAUUAUAAGGGCUCAUGAAUGUGUAAUGGAUGGGUUCGAGCGAUUUGCUCACGGUCAAUUGAUUACUCUUUUUUCUGCAACAAACUAUUGUGGUACUGCAAACAAUGCUGGAGCUAUAUUAGUAGUUGGUAGAGGAUUGGUUGUAGUCCCUAAGUUGAUCCAUCCUUUGCCACCUCCCAUUCAUUCUCCAGAGGCAUCGCCGGAGCGUGUUGGAGAUGAUGCAUGGAUGCAGGAGCUGAAUAUCCAAAGACCACCAACACCAACUAGAGGUCGUCCUCAACCUGAGGUGGAUCGGAACUCACUUGCAUAUAUAUGAAUGAUGUCAGAACCUGAUGACUUUCUGUAAUUUACGAGAGUAAAGAUCGAUGCUUGGGUAAUGAGAGUUUCAAGAAGUAUAAUAUCAAACCACUUCCGUACACCAUGUAUUCGUAUUCAUGUUGGCAGUAGACAAGUGAAGAAGAUGAGUAGAAGCUCUAGGUUUGAACCGGUAAAUGUAAUAUACAUGCAUAUAGUUUUAUUAGUUCAUCAAAGGGUUGGUAUAACAUCUUUUUUUGGUUGUGCAAUAAUACAGGUAAUUUAGUCAGGGUUGGGCCUAAUUAUUAUUAUUAUUUAUCAUAACCUAAAUGGUGAUUCAUCUAGGGCUUUCAAUUGCAGGAAGCAAAUUUUGAUUCUUGAUUUUAACAUCGUGACGCUGUUAGUGUAAACAAUAAAAUCAUUUUAUUCUAUGUAAGUUUGUCAUUACAUUGAUGAGUUCA